GGUGGAGUGAGUCUCCUUUGGAGGUCUUGAAGCAGAGGCUUGACAGCCAUCUGUCAAUAGUGCUUUGAUGGUGUUUCCUGCUUGGCAGGGGGUUGGACUGGAUGGCCCUUGGGGUUUCUUCCAAUUCUAGGAUUCUAUGAACCACCCUCUUGCCCCAUCAUCAUCACUUUUAAUUGGUAUUGUUGUUGUUGAGUCGUGUCCGAUUCUCGCCCCACUCACAUAGGCACCCUGCGACACCCCCCCCCCACGGGAUAUGCAUGAAAUUUCAAAUAUAGCUAUAUGAUCCCUAGCGUAGUAAGAUAAAGACCUUUGGAGCACAGAAGGCUUUUUUUUAAAAAAAAGUUUUUUACAAGAAAGAAGAUUCCACCUCAACAUGAGGAAGAACUUCCUGACAUCGCUGCAGCCCAGGUGUUAGCCGAAGAAAGAAGAAGCCAAAGUGGUCCUAGUCCUGUUUCAGUCCAGUCUCCAGUUAGCAUGAAAUCUUCAACCAGGCCAGUGAUUGAUGGUUCCACGUUGAGAACAGAAGAGAGGCAAAGGCUGGCCAGGGAACGGCGAGAGGAGCGCGAUAAGCAGCAAGCGGCCAAAGAAACCCAGAUAUUGGAAAAGGAGAAGAAGGCCAAGCUCCAGUACGAGAAGCAAAUGGAGGAGAGGCAGAAACGACUGAAGGAGCAGAAGUUGAAGGAAGAACAAAGGAGGGUAGCUGUAGAGGAGAAGCGGAAACAGAAGCUGGAGGAGGACAAGGAGCGCUACGAAGCGGUUCUCCAUCGGACACUGGAGCGGAGCCAGCGGCUGGAAACUCGACAGAAGAGGUGGUCCUGGGGAGGCUCCAUCACCGAUUCGGACGGCAAGCCGGAGUCACCAAUUCCAGAUGAAGGCAGCAAGCGCUCUACCUCCUCAGCAAACCUCAAGCAAGCAGAAAAUGUCAUCAGCAAGCGCCUGUCGUCUUCGGCAGCACGUCUGAAUUCUCCCAGCAAGGGUUCAACGAAAAGAAGUUCUUCGUUAAACAGACUGAAUAACAAAGUUCCUCCCAAUUCCGAGCAGCCAGAACCCAAAGGUUUGCAAGCGGAGCAGAAAGCUCACCGUUCGCAGGCCAGUCCUCUGGAGAGCAACGUGCUCAGCCGCUUGCUCACGCCCACCCAGGCCUCCCUAGCCAGGAGCAAGAGUGCCGCCGCUUUAUCAGCCGAUGGCCAAGACCCCUCAGCUCCCAGCAGCGCCGUCAGUUCCCCGGCCCACGCGCCCAAAGUGCCCUUGCGGAGCCGCAGCACCGACCGACUGAAGACGGCCGCCUCUCCGUCGGGAAGCAUCUCGCCAGAAACGGCACAGAAAUCGGAGCUCGCGCAGCCGCCCUCGUCUACCGGGAGACGCACUCCGUCGCCAUCUUUGCCCGGUCCCAGGCGGUCUCCAUCUCCUGCCAACGUGGGCAAACGGGCUCCGUCUCCAGCCGCAAUCAGACAAAAGUCUCACCCGAGUUCGCCCAAGCGACAGUGGCCCCCGUCUCCUGUUUUGGCCUCUAAGCCAGCGCCGAUUCAGCGCCCCUCCAUCACCCCGAACGUCCUUAACCUUGCCAAAAAGCAAAGUGACCCGGCAUGCCGACCAAAGGAGAGGCUGGAGCAUCCCGAGGGUCGGGGUCCGGGCCCGGCGGCCGUGCCACACCCCUCCUCGGAGAGAGAAGUGGCUGCCGCUGCUCCAAAGACCAAAGAAGAUGCAAGUAGCAAAACCACUCUGGCAACCACGACGGCCGAAGAGGCGGCGAGGAUAUUGGCAGAGAAGCGCCGUCUUGCAAGGGAACAGAGGGAGCGGGAAGACCAGGAGAGAGCUCAAAGAGAAGAGGCAGAAAGGAUCAGAAAGGAAGAAGUCGCCAUGCGAACCCUCGAGAAGCAGGCCCAGCUGGAAGAGGCCCUUCGGGAACCGGAAGAUGAGCGGAGGGCAGGGGAAGAGGAGCCCCAAAGGCAGGAGGAGCAAGAGAAGAUGGCUGAGCUCCAACUUCAGCGAGAAGAGGCGGAGGCAACAGCUCUGAAGGAAGCCGAGAAACAGCGUCGGGAACGGGAGUGGAUCGUGCAGCAGAACAAGCAAGAGCGGCUGCAGAGGAAAAAGAGAAUAGAAGAAAUAAUGAGGAGGACCCGGAAGGCAGAGCAGAACGACACCAAGAACGAGGACAAGUCCAAUGAGGAGGAGGACGAAGGCGUCGAAGAAGACGACGAGCUGGGCCUCGAAAAGCAAGAUCAGCCUGAAAAAGCAAAAUAUGACUCCUCCCUCAAAGAUGGUCCGGAGGCUGUGUGUGAUUGGACCGCGUCGGAAGAAGAGAGAUCAAAAAUGGAACCGGAUGGUGUCUUUGUAAAUGGGGAUGAGCAGGAGGAGGUUGACCGGAGGAACAAUGGUGGUGGGAAUUUGAUGUAUUUGACUCAGGCAAAAGAAGCCAGCCCCCCAGCAAAGGACAUGGUCGCCGAGAACUCCGAAAUCUUGCUCGUCAACGAAGCGGAUCGCUCCGCUGGAUUUCUGUCCAACCUGAAUGGGAACUCUACCGCAUGGAAUUUUGAAGAAAUCAUUGACCUCGGCAUCCACCCCAAGACAACCAUUGCUGCGGAGAAAGCCGCCCAGAGCUUGAAAGACGCCGCUGUUGUACCUGCGAGUCCCAGGCUGGCUUUUGAAGACGGAAGUCCCAGGAAUUCCUUCACCAAUCCGAUAGAGACCGCAUCAGAACUGUGAACCCUAGGACCCUCGAAA
Zootoca vivipara (common lizard) is the source of this 2724-nucleotide messenger RNA. NCBI's taxonomy places the organism in Eukaryota, Metazoa, Chordata, Lepidosauria, Squamata, Lacertidae. The record is from RefSeq and is a predicted model, not a curated record.